Molecule: messenger RNA, 228 nt
Organism: Schistosoma curassoni
Lineage: Eukaryota; Metazoa; Platyhelminthes; Trematoda; Strigeidida; Schistosomatidae
Source: the annotation of a GenBank genome assembly
AUGAAAUGUCCUUCAUGCAAUAAGGAGGUCUACUUUGCUGAGCGGGUCAGUUCACUUGGAAAAGACUGGCAUCGUCCGUGUUUGAAAUGCGAAAAGUGCAAAAAAACGCUGACUGCGGGUUCCCACUGUGAACAUGAUGGUAAACCCUAUUGUCAGACUCCGUGUUACCAAGCCCUGUUUGGACCCAAAGGUUAUGGAUCAGUGGCCAGCAGUCACAUCUACAAAUAG